Glycine soja is the source of this 1985-nucleotide messenger RNA. RefSeq names its product vacuolar-processing enzyme-like. The transcript has 9 exons. The record is from RefSeq and is a predicted model, not a curated record. Lineage: Eukaryota; Viridiplantae; Streptophyta; Magnoliopsida; Fabales; Fabaceae. The coding region runs from base 292 to 1779 and encodes 495 amino acids. Gene Ontology annotation, molecular function: cysteine-type endopeptidase activity. Gene Ontology annotation, biological process: vacuolar protein processing.
AGACAGAGUGAGAGCAAUGCUUUUCCCGGAAAAGGAGAGAGACAUAAAAAAAGUUCCAAGAAAGAAUCACAGAAUUUUCGCAGAAGCAGGCCAAGAAUACACGCAUCCCAAACCGUUAUUAACGUGUCAGCCUCUAAAUUUGCAUGGCAUAUUGUCUUUAACUGAGUCAAUUCCUUAAUAAACCCUCUGCUUUACCAACCCUGUUCUCACUCAUUCACAUACUAUAAUACUACGAUAGCGUAGACUCUUCCCAGUUCUGUUGUGUGAGUCUGUGAGUCUUUCUUAGCUGAUAUGGCGGUUGAUCGCUCCCUUACGAGGUGCUGUAGCCUCGUACUGUGGUCGUGGAUGUUGCUGAGGAUGAUGAUGGCGCAGGGUGCAGCCGCGAGGGCCAACCGGAAGGAGUGGGACUCGGUCAUAAAGUUACCGGCUGAACCGGUCGAUGCUGACUCGGAUCAUGAAGUGGGAACACGAUGGGCGGUUCUUGUGGCUGGUUCAAACGGCUAUGGAAACUACAGGCAUCAAGCAGAUGUGUGCCAUGCGUACCAGUUGCUGAUAAAAGGUGGGCUAAAAGAAGAGAACAUAGUGGUGUUUAUGUACGAUGACAUAGCUACAGACGAGUUAAAUCCCAGACCUGGAGUCAUCAUCAACCACCCUGAGGGACAAGAUGUGUAUGCUGGUGUUCCUAAGGAUUACACCGGUGAGAAUGUGACGGCCCAGAACCUCUUUGCCGUUAUUCUUGGAGACAAGAAUAAAGUGAAGGGAGGAAGUGGCAAAGUGAUCAAUAGCAAACCUGAGGACAGAAUAUUUAUAUACUACUCUGAUCAUGGAGGUCCGGGAGUUCUUGGGAUGCCAAACAUGCCAUACCUUUAUGCUAUGGACUUUAUUGAAGUCUUGAAGAAGAAACAUGCAUCUGGAGGUUACAAGAAGAUGGUCAUAUACGUGGAAGCUUGUGAAAGUGGGAGCAUGUUUGAGGGUAUAAUGCCUAAGGAUCUGCAGAUUUAUGUCACAACUGCAUCCAAUGCACAAGAGAAUAGUUGGGGAACUUAUUGUCCUGGAAUGGAUCCUUCUCCACCUCCAGAGUACAUCACUUGCCUAGGGGAUUUGUACAGUGUUGCUUGGAUGGAAGAUAGUGAGACUCAUAAUCUAAAAAGGGAGUCCGUGAAACAACAAUACAAAUCGGUAAAGCAACGGACUUCAAAUUUCAACAACUAUGCGAUGGGUUCUCAUGUGAUGCAAUACGGUGACACAAACAUCACAGCUGAAAAGCUUUAUUUAUACCAAGGUUUUGAUCCUGCCGCUGUGAACUUCCCUCCACAGAACGGAAGGCUAGAAACUAAAAUGGAAGUUGUUAACCAAAGAGAUGCAGAACUUUUCUUCAUGUGGCAAAUGUAUCAGAGAUCAAACCAUCAGCCAGAAAAGAAGACAGACAUCCUCAAACAGAUAGCGGAGACAGUGAAGCAUAGGAAACACAUAGAUGGUAGCGUGGAAUUGAUUGGAGUUUUAUUGUAUGGACCAGGAAAAGGUUCUUCUGUUCUACAAUCCAUGAGGGCUCCUGGUCUUGCCCUUGUUGAUGACUGGACAUGCCUAAAAUCAAUGGUUCGGGUGUUUGAGACUCACUGUGGGACACUGACUCAGUAUGGCAUGAAACACAUGCGAGCAUUUGCCAACAUUUGCAACAGCGGUGUUUCUGAGGCCUCCAUGGAAGAGGUUUGUGUGGCAGCUUGUGAAGGCUACGAUUCUGGGCUAUUACAUCCAUCAAACAAAGGCUAUAGUGCUUGAUUUUGGGUUUUGUACACAGCUUAAAAACCCGGUUGAUGAUGUAAUACUUCUCUAUUGCAUUCUCCCUACUGGUUUCUGCUGCAUGUGUCAAAUUUUCUCUAAACUAGAGUAGCCCAAUAGCAUACGUGUUAUGAGCAUUGGUCAUGUAUAUAAGUGUAAUAGUAAUAUCUUUUACAUAUUAUAAGAUCAGUUAGUUUGGUUUACUA